This is a messenger RNA of Dermacentor andersoni, 489 nucleotides long. The record is from RefSeq and is a predicted model, not a curated record. Lineage: Eukaryota; Metazoa; Arthropoda; Arachnida; Ixodida; Ixodidae.
AUGGUCGCAGUCCUCGAAGACGGCAACAUGGCGCCCCACGAGUGCACUCCUUCCUGCAUCGUGUGCGGUGGCGCUCAUCUUACGGGCUCGCAAGACUGCAAAGCCAAAUUUCGACGGCUGCAACAACCGGGCAAGCCGACCGGUCAACGAACGCAUUCUCGGACUGCGGUGCCCUCGGGUUCUGACACCACUUCAAAAGCUCCCACGACUAGCAACAAGAUGACGAAAGGCACAACCGGACCAGCGCCACCGGCGGGCACCUUGCCUGGACUUGCCCCCAAGUCACCUCGGUCAACUAACCCGAAAGCGUCACGGGAUACAGACGCCCCUACAUCCCAAGACAGGGACUUUCCGGCUCUCGAAGGCCCUCCGUCUGGCACACCAAAGAAUACGUCUCAGCCCAAGGUAGGCAGCCGAGACGGGCCUCCUCCGCCUCCCUGCACUCCCCUACCUUCUCCCCCACCAAGGAUUUCUCCUCAUCCCCCUUAA